Molecule: messenger RNA, 146 nt
Organism: Paraglomus brasilianum
Lineage: Eukaryota; Fungi; Glomeromycota; Glomeromycetes; Paraglomerales; Paraglomeraceae
Source: the annotation of a GenBank genome assembly
ACGAAAACGCACAAUACCUCGACCUAGUAUUACCGCCACUUCCACAAAACCAAGAAGUACCACAAGUUCAGCCGCAAAUUGUAGUCGCACCACAAGCACAGCCACAACCGAUAGCAAAUCCACUACUAAAUCCGCCUCUAAACCCA